Molecule: messenger RNA, 893 nt
Organism: Jaminaea rosea
Lineage: Eukaryota; Fungi; Basidiomycota; Exobasidiomycetes; Microstromatales
Exons: 3
Coding region: 265-627 (120 amino acids)
Source: RefSeq, a predicted model, not a curated record
CACGAGGUCCUCAGUCCCCGUUACGCCCUUGUGCCUCCCUUACCCCUUUCUUCGAGACCUUAGCACACCCUGAGCGACAAGUCGUAAUGCUCGCCCUUGUCUUCUCAUUGUUCCUUGUCAUCUUUUUCCCUUUCAGUGGCACGGCUGAAGCUAUUGCCCGUCUCACAAGAGGCGCUGGCGAGAUCCGUGGAUUGGGUGACGCCUGCGGCGAGAAAGGCAGACACUGCAUCCUGUGAGCUCAGAUUGUCUUUACUUCCUGGCAAAAUGCUGCCUUACCAUCGACCCCCUCACUCUCACAGCGCUGGCCCGAACAUUGUAGUUGAAGGCGGGGGCAUCGAGCAAUCCGCUCACACAGGCGCUGGCCGGUGGUACCUUAUGGCUGACACUGGCGCUAAGGGCACGGCUACUGGCUGUGGAGGCUCGACCAUCACUUGGUCCUUCUUUCAUCAUCUCUCGACAUACAAGGGAUUGGACACGGCCAAGACGCGUAAUGAUCGUAUCCAAGGCUUCUUUAAUACCAACUCCGGCAAUAUGAAGAUCAAGGGGGUCAUAGACUCCACGGAUCCUGAAGCGGAUCUCUAUCUCUCCUGCUACCCUCCGGUCAAGGAUAACCUGGCCGUGGACUAAGUGGAGCCACCACAAGCCUGCGAUUGAAACGAGCAAGGUCUGAUGCAGUUGAGCUGGGAGGAGUUGACCUCGUACGAAUCCGUUGCGGUAGUCUCACGUGUCGCGUGUGCCAUGUGACCCUGUCGGAGAAUGUAGCGAUCCUCUCAACACCACUCGCGUGCACAUACGCGCACGCCUGAUCGCCGGUCUACUUCCAGCACGAAGGUAAAAGUCAAAAAUCAUCAUGCAUUGACGAAAGGUAUACGGUAUCGUGAAAGUCGAAGAAG